CAAGAGAGGCUAAAGACAGGAACUGUGCUUUGGAUUGCUGUCCCUUGUCAGGGACACAGAAUACACACCACUGGUUUAUAUCAGGCAAGCAGAGACUGAACAGAAUUGGACAUAAAAAUAUGAAAGACAUAUGCAGAAUUCCCCUACUUCUUAAACUAUAUGCAGUUUUUACUUCACCUUGCAAGUCUACCAGAAUAAUUCUGUACUGAGGAUAUGAUCAUAAAGACCGAAAAUGAUGCUAAAUGUUCUGUACACAGCAAACACCAGAAACAGGCAUGGAAGUUCUGGGACUCCAUGACAAUAACUUCUUUUAUCCUGGGCCCUGGUCUGCUCCUGGCUGUUGGUUUCAGAAACUCCGUCAGCUGGCACCUGCAAAACUUCUGGAGAGCCUCUGGUUUCUUCUGGCAGAGGCAGUGGGAGAAUCUCCACCUCGUACUAGGAGGAAAUGAAUGGAUGAUUUUCUUCUUAGCCGUAACCAUAGUUCCUAGCCUAGUUUUCUGGAGCUUCAAUGGAAUCAUGAUGAUGGCAGAUAUAACUGGCAAGCCAACCUUCAUCACACGAUACCGUAUUCAGAUGGGCAAGAAUGACCCUGUUGACAGAGCAAAAUUGCAUAAUGCCAUCUCCACAGUAUUGUUCAAUCAAUUUUUCAUCUCUCUUCCAAUGGCGAUGCUCAUGUUGCCCAUCUUGAAAUGGAGGGGUGAGCCAUGCAGUUUGUCACUGCCCACUUUCCACUGGUUUCUUCUUGAGCUGGCUGUCUGUGGAUUAGUGGAGGAAAUUCUCUUCUAUUACUCUCACCGGCUUGUCCACCACCCUCUCUUGUAUAAACACAUUCACAAAAAGCAUCAUGAAUGGACUGCUCCUGUGGGCAUUGUUUCUCUCUAUGCUCAUCCAGUAGAGCAUGUGAUUUCAAAUAUGUUGCCUGUGGUGACUGGCCCAGUUCUUCUUGGAUCUCACAUUACUUCAGUCAUGGCAUGGUUCUCUCUUGCACUUCUGGCUACUUCAGUCUCUCACUGUGGCUACCAUUUGCCAUUCCUGCCCUCACCAGAAUUCCAUGACUUCCAUCAUCUCAAAUUCAAUCAAUGUUAUGGGGUCUUGGGGGUGCUGGACCGCCUGCAUGGAACAGACAGAGUGUUCAAGCAAACAAAGGCCUACAAGAGACACUUCAUCCUGCUAAGCUUCACACCCACCUCAGAAAGCAUCCCUGAAUCAUCCAAAAAACCAGAGUGACAUUCCCUAAGUGCGGUUUAUUUCCUUAUCCACCAUCCUGAUAAUUACAGGAAUUAGGAGAGAUGGUUAUGUAAAAUAAUUUCCCAGCAAGGAGCUUGUCUUUCAUGAAGAUACCAUUGUAGGUUAUGAGUUUUCAUUAGCAGAAGGCAGGGCUCAGUACAUGGCGUGCCAUGAGUCUAAAUGAGUCUAAAGUUUGUAUAUACAGAAGAAUUUUAUGUUCAGAUUCAAGAAAAUUGUGGCUAUGAUUGUAUUACAAAUGUCAGUUGCAGAGGUACAAUUAGGUUUUACUAUGAGUAGUAUUUCCAGCAUUCAAGGCUGAGAGAAAGCAGCAACUGUAGAAGGAUUUCAGGUUAGUUUUUACAAGAAAUUCAGCCUGACCCAACACAAAUGAUCAAGAGCAAGAGCUCUCAGAAAAUGUAUUCCUGUUAUCAGAGGAAAGCUACUAGCGAUCUUCUCUUUUGGCCUUAGGACCAAACUACCUGUGGAUGCCUCCAUUUUAAGGAUAUUUAAAAUAAUAACCGCUUAUAUACCACUCUUCCAGACAGAUUAGUGCCCCACUCAGAUUGGUGAACAGUGUUAUAUUAUUAUCCUGACAGCACAGCUGGGGAGCUGAAGCUGAGAGAAGUGGCUCACUUAAAGGCCACCUGCUGAGCUCAUGGCAGUACUUGAAUUCAAACCAGCAGUAGUGCUGAUUUGCAACUCAACCAUUAUGCUACAGCAUAGUAGGGCCAAAUCCUGAUAAAGGCUGCAGCAUGGCAGGCUGAGGUGCUCAGCCUGUCAAUGCCCUGCACCUUUUAAAUUGCCCAAACAGCCACAGGGAGUGCGUGCAUGACCACGAAUGUCAUCAUGUCUAAUUUGGCCCUUAGUUCAGGGAACUAAAAAUCUGUACUGGCAUCUUCCUGAGUACAAGAUGAAAGACUGCCAAGCACAAAGCGGACUGGAAAUUCUUAAAAAUAUGUGGGAGGUACAAGUGUUAAGAAAGCCAUACCAAUCCAAGUUGCUGAGGAAACUGGAUGAGACAUUGUGGAGCUGAAGAUCAAGUAAACUCCAUGGUACUGACCCUGAUACCAUAAGCAGCUUCCAUUACUCCUGAAGGUUUACAGACCCCUUCAGGAGAAAGCCGUAAGAAUUAGUAAAAUCGCAUUCUCUAUUGAAAUGCAUUGCAUUGAGGGUGGAACAAGACAUUCAUCCUACCCCUUCUCCAGUAACAGGAAGAAGCACUUACUCAUACCAUAGUAUCAUCCGGUCACGCUUUCUCUGUGACCAGUUCUACAUCACAGUUGGAAAUAGCCCUAAGCAAAGACAAAACAGCGUAACACUACGUGGUCUUUUAAGGUUUUUAUUUUUAUACAUUUUUGUAUUAAAAAGGAAAAAG
This is a messenger RNA of Eublepharis macularius, 2602 nucleotides long. RefSeq names its product fatty acid hydroxylase domain containing 2 (gene FAXDC2). Bases 214 to 1227 code for a protein of 337 amino acids. The transcript has 11 exons. Gene Ontology annotation, molecular function: C-4 methylsterol oxidase activity; iron ion binding. Lineage: Eukaryota; Metazoa; Chordata; Lepidosauria; Squamata; Eublepharidae. Gene Ontology annotation, biological process: sterol biosynthetic process. The record is from RefSeq and is a predicted model, not a curated record.